AUGAAAAUUUCCCUAUCUCUUCUCGCCUGUGUUUCAGCAUCAUUCAAAGGUCCAGAAAUCACGAGGAGCGUUUCGGGCGAAUGGGUCGACAAAUACAUCGCUGCUGGUCGACAUCGUCGACAGUCCGAGAGAUCGGAUUUUUCAGCAAUUGCAGCGAUGAUCGCUUACUUGCAAGGGGAAGGAGCAGACAACGUCGAUCCAUCAACACAAAACAUGGAAGCAACACUUGCAGAUAUUGAGAAAAAAUACACAAACUAUGGCUGCUACUGCUGGAGAAACGGCGCUCAUAAAAUCACAGCCUUCUCGGCUGGUUCCGGAAAUGUCGACUGGAACGAUAGAGCUUGCACACGCUUAUACCAAUGCUACAACUGCAUUAAAAAUGACUACGGAAGCACUUACCAUGAAAUCUCCUACCAAGCCGUGUUCAAGACUGAUGCUGAAGGAAACAGAGUCAUCGAAUGCGCGGAUAAUGCAAAAAGUGACGGCGAGAAUGCUUGCCGAUGCGAUGCUGCCUUCGCUGAGGCAAUCAAGUUUAACCAGGAUCAAUGCGACAAUGGUUCUGAAGACAAAGGCGGCAAAGCGUACUGCAUCAAUGAAGAGUAUCGAACUGCCAACGGUGGUGGAGAUUACGUUUGCCCUCUUACUCUCAAAGACGACACCGGAAUGAAGCACGACGCCCUCCCGAGAGAUAAAUGCUGCGGAAUCUAUCCGAAUAGAAUCCCAUACAAUCCUGCAGGAACCGACUGUUGCGAAGAAAGAGAUGAAGCUGCAGACAACGUCUUCACUUACAAAAUCAAAAAGCAAGGAAUUUGCCAAGAAAACGGCGGAACUGUCGUUGUCAGUCAAGAGGGAAAUCCUCACAGCUACAUCCCAAAACUAUAA
Messenger RNA from Oikopleura dioica, 882 nucleotides. Lineage: Eukaryota; Metazoa; Chordata; Appendicularia; Copelata; Oikopleuridae. The record is from the annotation of a GenBank genome assembly.